AGUUCUUUUAAACGGAUCGUUCACUCACGAGCCAACACUCGCAGUGAGCACCAGUGAGCUAUAAUUUGAACUCUUGCCACACAUAUUAUCCAUGGACAAAUCAGUAAAAUUAGUACGUUGUAGUAUUUGAAAGUAACGUGAGUGCUAAUUUAAGGCAUGACGAACGGGAAGAAGCAGAAGGGUUCGGACACAGCGGUGCAAGGGACCAAUGACAGCAGCGUGGUGAGCAAAGUGUCUGCUGCAGCCCAGGGCUACUUCCACGAUUGCUUUCAGCAGCACUUCGUGUGCAAAGUGGCGAGGAGAUCGCCACUCAUCAACAGGGGUUACUAUGUGCGCUGGAGGGCAGUGGACCACUGUGUGCGGACCUUCCUGCAAGUCACACAACAUUGUGCCAAGAGACAAAUUUUGUCUUUGGGCGCCGGCUUCGACUCGCUAUAUUUCCGCCUGUACGGAGACGCGGCACUCAACAAGGCAGUCGUGUUUGAAGUAGAUUUCCCAGACGUGACUCGGCGUAAGGCGGCUCUGAUCCAGUCCAAUGUGUCGUUGUCGCAAAUGUUGGACUCCCACCAUGUACUUUCUUUGAUAGGGCCUUUGUACGUGUCGAGCAGUCAGUACGUCCUGCUAGGAGUGGAUGUGAGACAUGAUUCCCAUGUAGAAGAAACUCUGGUAAAGGCGGGACUGGACCCGACUGCUCCUACUCUGAUUCUUUCCGAAGUGGUGCUCACCUACAUGGAAACACAACGGUCCGAUGACAUCAUUAGUUGGGCGGCGCGGCUCUUGCCCCAGUCUCUUUUUGUGAUGUACGAGCAGAUCCAUCCCCAAGAUCCAUUUGGUCGCAUCAUGCAGGAGCAUUUCCUGAAACUGAAUUCCACUCUGCACGCGCUUCGACAAUAUCCCGACACUGACGCACAAAAGCGGAGAUUUCUUGACAAGGGAUGGGAGCAGUGUGUGUGUUUGGAUAUGAACGAGUUCUUCCUCAGGCUAAUUCCAGAUGAUGAGAGACACCGAGUGGAAAGUUUGGAACCUUUUGAUGAGUACGAGGAAUGGCACCAGAAAUGCUCGCACUACUUCAUCCUCACCGCAUCUCGAGGUUCUCUCACAGCGCAGUCUCUGCUAGUCCAUCCUGCAGUGCUAUUCCAGUGUCCAUCUUGGAGCGCCACUGACCUCACUGUGAAAAUGGAACCAGUUUGCGUGGAGGGUUUCGGGAUGGCCUCAACGUUGUUGAUUGGAGGACACAUCCUGCUUACCGGAGGCUCCUGCAGGACCGGCCGAGGGGCUCAGAGUCAAGUCCUGCACCGGGGCCCUGAAGGAUGGAAAUCCUUCCAUGUCAAACCAUCAACCCAUUCGAGUGUUCGCCUCUACCAUAGUGUUACUUCUAUUUCUGGGAGAGUCGCUGUAAUGUACGGAGGGCGCGCUUCUCCCGUCAACCCGAUCGGAGGCCUUGUCAAAGUCAACUUCAAAUAUGAAAGUUCACCAGGUACUGAGGAUGGACUUGAAGUCCAUGAGGAGCAGAUGACGUGUACAGGUGCUCAUCCACCGCCUAGAUGGAGACACUCUGCCACUCUAGUCUCUCAUAAAGGGAAAAACUUCUUGUUUAUCUUUGGUGGAAAAAAUGAGUCCGCAACAGUUUUGGGUGAUGGCUAUUUCCUGAAUCUGGAUCAGCAACAUUGGACUGAGGUGGCAGUAGAAGGUGCUGCACCAGAGGCCCGGCAUUCCCAUUCAGCAUGUUCCUACCAGGGAGGGCUGGUCCUGUUCGGAGGGCACGGAAAAAGGGGAGAGCCGCUCGGGGACAUCGUGGUGAUGAAGCCAAAUGAGAGAGGCUUCUGCUGGGAGACGAUAGAUGUUCAGCCCCCUCCUUGUCCCAGAUAUUCGCAUGGUGCCCAUGUGAUUGGCGAUCGCCUGAUUGUGGUGGGCGGAGUCUGGCUGCAUUCAGACAGCGUGCCAGGAGUGGCCGUGAUCGACCUUUCCAGGCGCUGCAGCACCGAAUUCCGUCUGCUCACGUCAUCGGUGCCUCGGCCUCUCAUGUUGCACUCCUUCUGCUCUGAGUUGGUGGUCCAAAAAGAAGCUCAGCUGAUCCUGAUUGGUGGAGGAGGGAACUGUUUCUCCUUUGGGACACAUUUUAACCCUCAACUUGUCAGCGUGGACCUCGGCCCGGCACUGAUGGGAACUUAACAAACUUUAAGGAGCUGAGGCGGUCGUUGAGGCCCAUCCAGCGCUGGUACUCGGGGUACUCGCCUCGGGUCAGGACGUAUUGGUAACCCAGGUAGUUGGGCCGCUCGUACACCACCCAAGCGCCGCUCUCCACGCGGAUGGAGUUGCAGCGACUCAAGUAGGUGUGGAAGUCGGAGCAGUCGCUGUCACACUCGUACCGGUGACCCUGGAAGUUCUUGUCCUCGUAGAAGACGAUCUGCGGGACGGGAGAGUAUGUAAGACAGAAUUCCAUCUUUAAUGGAAAUGGAUCCCAUGCCAGUUAUGGGAACCACUGCACUGCCAGUGGCAUCUUUAAAACCAGCUGACUUGGUGAUUUGCCGCCUCCAGUCAAGAAUGACGUUUGGAUUUGGAGGAAUUAAAUCCCAAGGCCCAGUUGGAAAACUCGACGUAAACGGCCAAGGUCUUUGCCUAAACUCACCCUGCCCAUCUUGGAGUAGUGCAGCCUCUGUGAUGCGAAAGUGGCGGCAAUGGUUGGUGUUUGCCCUGAGGUCUCGAUGUUGCACUCAAACCUCGAGCUCUCCCUUUUAUAGCCAGUCCUGCCGCAUUGGGGAGCGCCAACAGUGGGAGGCAAACAGAGGAACAAUCGCUUUGUCAUGAAAAUGAGAUCCAAAAAUCGAGUCAGUGAUUCUAGCACUAUUCAGAUUUUCCAGAAAAGCGAGGAAGGAUUACGGCAUAAAGAAUGCCGGGCAUGGUAAGCGUCCAAUGACCCCACUUACCCACCAACCACAUCCAGCGCCUGCCCUCCCAACACCAUAUCGCACGUGCCAGCUGGGUUGCCCCCACCUGGCAAGGGAGGAGCUGCCAACUCAGGACUUAUUUCUGCCUUGUGGAUGCAUCCAGUUACUGUCGUAGCAUCAUUUAUUUGCACAAUAUAUUUGAUAAAUCAUUCAAAUUGGUGUGUAUCAUUACAAAUUUGAAAAUAGCACAAGACUCAUACAUAGAAGUGAACAUCUUUAUUUUUUUUAUGACAAUAUAAUAGAUGUUUAAAAGCACAGAAGAGUGUGACAGCAGCAUUCAUUCAUUGUUUUACCUCCAAUGACAGGUUUUUUUUUUUUGAAUGCCUUACUAUGUACAGAGGAAGCUAACCUUGAGAUUGAAGGUAUGAAGUGCAAACAAUGUCUUUAGAAUGAAUAAAAUAACACAAAAAUAUAA
Messenger RNA from Syngnathus acus (greater pipefish), 3363 nucleotides. RefSeq names its product leucine carboxyl methyltransferase 2 (gene lcmt2). The record is from RefSeq and is a predicted model, not a curated record. Lineage: Eukaryota; Metazoa; Chordata; Actinopteri; Syngnathiformes; Syngnathidae. The transcript is spliced from 15 exons. Gene Ontology annotation, biological process: wybutosine biosynthetic process; tRNA methylation. Gene Ontology annotation, molecular function: tRNA methyltransferase activity; protein binding. Bases 157 to 2172 code for a protein of 671 amino acids.